Messenger RNA from Drosophila bipectinata, 434 nucleotides. RefSeq lists its product as uncharacterized. Lineage: Eukaryota; Metazoa; Arthropoda; Insecta; Diptera; Drosophilidae. The record is from RefSeq and is a predicted model, not a curated record.
CCAGUGCUCAUUUAGUCGCAUAGUUUAUGCCAGUUACUAGUCACUAACUAGCACUUCCGCUAACUAGCAACAGUAUAGAGAAUUGAAAGGAAACAGGAUGUACAACGCAGGCUAUCAAGUGGAUGUGAUCGAUCCGUACUACCAGCCACCCGUGGAGGUCAUCAAUGUGGUGCAGCCCCCACCACCUGUGGAGGUGAUCAUGCCGGCGUCCAAUUACCAACAGCCUGUGGUGGUGGUGGAGCAGCCCAGCUACCCCCCACCUGGACCUCCACCAGGACCCAGUGACGCCGAGUGCUGUAUGAUGCUGGGAGCCUGCUGUGUCCUGGAGGAACUGUGUGUCAUCUCGUAGAGAAAUACCUCGCUUGUGGAAUAAUACCUGUAACGAAUAAGAACUGUGUAACUUUUAUGAUAAAUAUAGACUGAAGACAAGGUGA